Messenger RNA from Rubroshorea leprosula, 1561 nucleotides. The record is from the annotation of a GenBank genome assembly. Lineage: Eukaryota; Viridiplantae; Streptophyta; Magnoliopsida; Malvales; Dipterocarpaceae.
AUUAACUAGAUUUUUCCAGAAAUGUUCAUGGUUCAUUAAUGGGUGAAUAUAUUGGCAGAAAAACAUAUAUAUGCAUUGAAAGACGACAAAACUCUAUGGAAGAAAGCCAUGGUUGAAGGGAAAUAUGAUCGAUUGAGGACUCAAUUGUGGCUGGAAGGCAAAAUUCUGCAAAAAUCAAAGGAAUUUGGGGAAAUUUAAAGGUAAAUUCCGUUUCAAUUCAAGGUGUCUUGGGUGUAGAAAUAGGAAAUUUAAAAAGAUGAGAGGGGAUUAUGAGUGAAAGCUAGCAAUUUAAAAGAUGUUAGGUUUUAAUUAAACCUGGUAGGAGUUUUCUCUCUCGCCGCCGCUAGGGUUUCCUUGCGACGGUCGAGUCCCUCGCCUAGGCGUUUCUCCCUGUUUUCGUGCAGGGCUUCUCCCUUGGUUUUCUCUUUUCGUUUCUUCCCAUGGCUCAUCCGCUUAUGUUGGCCUGGACUCAUCGCAAUCUCGGAGAGGUUUAUUUGUUUUUUGAGUCAACCAAAUCGUGCCUCCAACAAAUGCCGAACUCUGUUUUGCUCCCUGCAUCACAGCAAUCGACGAUGGAGAUGAUUUUGUUCCGAAUAGAUCUAGGGUUGGCUCACUGUUUUGCGUGCAAUUGUGCCGAGAGAAGGGGUGGCUUGAAUCUGUUUUGGCAGGAUGAGUUUGCCGUUCAAAUUUCCUCUUUCUCGCCAUUAUCAGAUCUAGGGUGGGCUUUGUUGUUCUGGGAGCAAUUGUGCCGAGAGAAGCCAUCUCACAUUGAGGUCGUAAUAGUAGAUCCGGGUGGAUGUCAAUGGCUUUUAACAGAGUUUUCCGGCCAACCAGAGACGGAUUCCCCUCUGCUUUGGUUGCGUUUAGGUGCCAUCAAUGCUACCUUGAGCAAAUCGGAAAAGGAGAAGGGCAUUCUCUUCUUCUGGUUAGGUUCUGCGUGGGAGGAUAUAAGUGGGUUUUGGUGUGGAAGGUCAAAUUUCCAUGCUGUGAAGGAAGAUGAUGGUGUUUUGCAGGGGCAGCAUGGCCCUCAAGCUGGUAAAGGGGCUCUAGAUCCCUUAUUAACCUAUGAUAGCCAGGGAUUGUUGAGGAUUGGAACAGAUGGGCAUAUGUUUGGAUGCACUUGCAGACGAAUUGGGUACCUGGCGACUGCACAGAGGAGAACCACACCCCUCCUCUUGAUUAUUAUUUUUUAAGAAAUAGCUUGGAUGGCAACCUAUAGUUUGGGGACUGUUUGUUGCCAAAAUCCGUUCUCUCCCCGAGAAGCUGGUUAAUUAGGUGAGGACGUCUAGUAGCUUUUGAUGCUCAUAGGGACCUUCCUUUCUACAUUAGUAGCCCUAUUUAGCCCAUACAGCGAUUGCACUUUGCAAUCUCUAGUUGCAGAUGGCUCUCUUUACUUAAUUGUCUAUAUUCGUCAUGGGCAUAGUUUAAAUCUGUUACUAGGCUGUAGGUUAUGCUUCUGCUGCUGAUUUUGCUGUUUAAGCUCUUAUGCGUUAGGCUAUAUGCCAUGUGAUGGAGUUUUUACUGUACUUUUCUUAUUAUUCAAUAUAUUUCUCCAUUUCUU